GUCUGAUCGCAACGGUACAAUCGGAUUUCAAUUCGGAGAAAGUUGGACCAAAAAGUGUUCCCCGACUGGGACCAAAUUAGUCCCAAUCAGGGACUUGCGUUUGGAAUAGAAGAAAUAUGGCAGCCCCCUCCACUGAGACGCCGAAACAGGAACAGAUACAUCAUCACCUUGGCCUCUUCCUCCAUUCUUUUACUAUAUAAGAAACCCAACUUCACCAUUUCUUCACCAUUCUUCAUCAAAUUCAUUCUGAGAGAUAGCCUUGAGUGUGGAGAACGCAGUGGUGCUGUCAAUUUGGAAGGAAACCGAGUCUAAGAUAUAUGAAAGUAUGGGGUUGUUUUGCCGAAGCUAAACUUUAUAAUCCCUUCUUGAAGAAACUCGACAUGAAAACUGUAACUUGCUACUUCAUUGGUUAUCCUUCUCAUUCAAAGGGUUACAGAUUUUAUUGUACUUCCCACGUCACUCGCAUUGUAGAAACCAAAGAUGCUCAUUUCCUUGAAGAUUUUGAGGUCAGUGGGAGCAGUGAAAACCCUUAUGAUGAAUUGCUAGAAGUACAAGACGUGGGGGGGAGAGACUUGUCGAUUACUUGACCUCAAAUUACUCCUCUUGUACUUAAUGCCAAUCCGCAGGACACUGCACCUCCUCCUAUUCCAAAUGUACCUGGAAAUGAAGACACCUCAAAUGA
This is a messenger RNA of Cuscuta campestris, 682 nucleotides long. NCBI's taxonomy places the organism in Eukaryota, Viridiplantae, Streptophyta, Magnoliopsida, Solanales, Convolvulaceae. The record is from the annotation of a GenBank genome assembly.